Anarrhichthys ocellatus (wolf-eel) is the source of this 2246-nucleotide messenger RNA. RefSeq lists its product as uncharacterized. The coding region runs from base 95 to 1993 and encodes 632 amino acids. The transcript has 9 exons. The record is from RefSeq and is a predicted model, not a curated record. NCBI's taxonomy places the organism in Eukaryota, Metazoa, Chordata, Actinopteri, Perciformes, Anarhichadidae.
ACAAUUUUAAACCUAAAGAGCGCCAUUUGUUUUCGAACAAGUAGCCUGCUGCUACUACUCUAUUAAAUUAAAUAAACGUACUUUUAUAGGCAACAUGGACGACGUUUUAAAGACACGACUAUCUAUGAAUAGUUUCAACUACAAAAGCUCAAUGGAACGAAUCAUAGACAAGUAUUCAAAGCUUCAGUACCAAGAUGGAGGAGUGGAGGUGGACCUCAACAGCACAACAACACAAACUCUUGAACGCUACAUGAUUCUGUCGAAAGCAGAGAUCAGCAAACUGGAAUCAAAGAGCCUGACAGAUUUAAGAGAGGAGUCAAUAAGAGCCCAGGACGUUACAAGAGACUCUCAGUUGGACUUCUCGUAUCAAGAUGGCGGAGCUGAUCACACUUGUGUUUCCACCACACAGUUGUCUGAACAGGACGACGGGAUGUCUACAAACGACUCGACCGGCCUCACCGUGAGCUCAUUGGAUGAGAGUCAGAGGAACGUCUCUGAGACGGAGGUCCAGCCUGAGGACGGAGACAAGGUGCUGGAGAUGAGCCUGAGGAGUCACAGCAGCUCUCUGUUGGAGCUCUACCCCGACAUGAUCAGCCGGAUAGGACGGGCGUGGCGUCGGCAGAAUGUCUCAGAGGCCGCCGACUCGGUGCUGAGGAGGUACCGCCGAUGGCGACGGCAGUCGGGUAGAAGCAACCUCGGCAACACCUUCGUCGUCACGCUGAGACACGCCGGCAGAAAUCCAGAAAAGGAAACCAGCCAGACGCUGUUAGAGGAGAGCAGAAACAGCUCCGUGAAACGGCAGUUCAUGGGGACUGAGACUACAUCUCGGUCUCCGUUGAGGACGGGGAACAACGUGCAGCAGCAGUCUCCUCGGAGGACGCGUAGGGAGCAGCACCAGCCGGUCCUCGUGAUGGACUUAUCCGGUCCCUCUGACACCUUCAUGACAAGUGAGAGCUCGCUGAACGAGACCUUCACGGUGUCUGAAGCGUCCCGGCUGGGAGAGCAGCCCUCCACAUGCACCUUCAGUCCCUCGCGACCCUGCCAUCCCGCCACGAAAGGACCCAUAGACCUGUCUCUCAGGUCCAGGAGGCUUUCGCUCAACGCACACUCGCUGCAGGCUGAUCGCUGCUCCACGUAUGCAUCGGAAAACGUCAGAGAAAGACCAGACAUCUACGGCUCCCCGGUCAGGCAGAGUCCCUCACAUGCAAGGAUGAUGACCAGCCUCAGUAGAUCUCCUCAUGGCUUCUCCAGAAGCCCGAGAACGUAUUCUGGGGAAAGCUUUUCCAGAGAGCCUUCGAAGCCCAGAUUGAUCUCCACCCCUCCACAGAAGCCAUCUGUGCCACUGAGGAUGCUUCACCCUCAAGACUCGCAUCACUCCCUCCACCCACAGCUGCGUUCGCCUCAGUCGGCAGCAGCAGCAGCCGAAGGUCGCCACGGGCUCCGGCGGCACCUUUCCUUUGACUCCUCCCUGCCGUCGUUCCGUGUCUCGUACUCUCCGAAGAAGCUCGACGAGGACUUUCUGAAGCUCUACCACAAGUUUGUGUGCCAGAGCAAAUCCUCUUUCUUCAACGGGCUCCACUGCCGCCUCUGUGCUAAAAGCUCUGAGGCCAGCAGAGUCCUGUCUUCUUCUUCCUCGGCCCUGGCAGCUCUCGCCCUGUCGCCCCACCGCUCCCUCCUGAGGAAACGCCACAGGGAGCUGGACUGGGACGGCCACCCGCAGUCCAAACGCUACAGAGACGAGCGCUGCCCGUCCUCACCGGGGUCCAAACGCCAUGGCAAAGAGAUGCUGAGGCGCUGUCGCUCUCCGUCUGAGUACGGCCUCUCCUACAGCUCCAGGAAACCCAGCAUGUUGCAAAGACUCAGCGCGCAGCAGCGCUCAGCAGAUGCAAAUCAGGAAACCUGGAUGAGUCGGAGAAGCCACGUGUCUGCUGCUGAUUUUUCUGGAAUGGGAAGUUCACUGGAGAGCAGAAGAUUCUCCCCGAGAAAAUGGUGAAGAGGGAUUUCAUCUGCGUGUCCACAGAAGGAAAACUAACGCCAGUGAGAAGCUUCUUCUCUCAGCGGUCCAUCCUAAUGUUUUUAUCUCUUACUGUGUCAACACCAUUUGUUUGGUUCAUUCUCUUGUAUAUUUUCUAGCUUAAACCUUUUUACUCUUUGUGCGAUGGUGCAUCAUUAUCUACGUACAUACUGCCUCGUAAUUUUAAUUUUAUCUGUUUAUUAUAAUAAUAAAAAUGACUGUCAAAAUGCAG